AUGCUUGGUGGUAUUACUAAGUCGCUCACUGCGCUAUCAAGGACUUCAGCCAACCGUCCCAUUCAUGUAAUAAUCAUUACAGGCCUUUUGGCGUCCAUUGCCUAUUUGUCAGUCGUUGAAGAGUAUGCACCUGGGAACCUUGACAAGUCUGAAUCAUCGGUUCAAUUUUAUCAUCCACCUGGGUCAUCAGACUACAAAGAUUGGGUGCAUAUCGAUGACUCGCUGGCAUUUAAUGGAGCUGAUCAGGUGGUUGUCGUACCGUUGAGAUUUAAAAGGAUACACGACAAUCGAAUUCCUGAGGUCAAAGGUUCUUUCAAAGGAUUGAAUAGCAAUGAGCGCGUUAUCAUCACAACUCCCGAGGAGUACGAGACAACUUUGAAGUCAAUCGACAAGAUUGUUGAUAAUAAUAUAACAUGGAAGGUCAUUCAACAUAAUAAGAUAACGAAAUACUACGAAUAUUUGCGUUCUGCUAUUAUCAACUGUAAGGCCUCAAUUCAAGGUGCCGAAAAAUUUGACAUAGGAUUGAUAGGCAUUGCAUACAUUGCUAUGUGGUAUACAUUAAUUAAAGUCUUCUUCGACAUGAAGAAGCUUGGCUCGAACUUCUGGUUAGCCUUCUCAACGUUAACCUCAUCAACAUUUGCUUUCCUUUUUGCUUUGGUUACUACUACCAAGUUUCUUGAUUACAAGGUUCCUCUUAUAAGCAUCACUGAAGGUAUACCAUUUCUUGUUGCGAUAAUAGGGUUCAAACAUAAGGUUUCCAUUGCCUCUUUAGUCAUGAAUGCUUCCACGUCUUCAGCGGAUGUGAAGACCAUAGUUGCUAAUGCUUUAUCUGCUAUCCUGGUAAGUUUAUUAAGAGAUCAUGUUGUAGUUAUUUCCGCUUUAAUAUCCUGUGCCGUUUAUGCUCCACAUUUAGAAGGGCUCAGAAAUUUUUGCAUUUUAAGUUCAUUUAUUUUAGGAUUUGACUUGUUAUUGGUUUAUACUUUCUAUUCAGCUAUUUUAGCUUUAAAAGUUGAGAUUAACAGAGCAAGAAGAACCGAAAGCUUGAGAGAUGCUUUGGAAGAGGAAGGUAUUUCUUCAAUUCUUGCUCAAAACAUUGCAACACGCUCAUCCGAUAUUGAUUUUCCCAGUAAAGGAUCUCAUUUCAGUUCCAAUGAUGGCUCAAUAAUUUCAUUUAAAGUUGCAAUGUUAGCUCUAUUUAUUGGCUUUCAAGCGUUUUGUUUGGGAGGUACUUGGUUAUACAGUGGAGCAAGUGAAAGGCCCCUUAUGUUUAGUACCAGGCCCAGCUUAUCUAAAGUUGCUGCAAAACAUAUUAGUAUCGGACAAAAUGGUACAAUAGCAAUUAUUGCAAAUUCUAGGAUUUACAUGCCAUUAGGACUAUUAGUGCAAACUGAAGAUUUCAUUAUGAUGAUUCUAGAGACCAUCAGUCACGCAAUUAGGGAUAAUCUCAUCUCCAAAUGUUUAUUGUUCGCCUUUGCAGUCUCAAUGUCUACAAAUGCUUACUUUUUGAAUGCUUCACGCUAUCAAGUGAAAGCCACUAACAAACUUAUUGAAAAGGAAAUCUCUAGACCAAAAUCAGGCUUAAAGAAGCCAUCUUCAAAGUCAGGUUCGGCUGUUUCUACUUUGCCGAGUCCACUGACCGAUGACAAUGACAAAGAUUCAGAAACAAUUGGAGGUGAAACGGACUUCUCGUCCAGUGAAGAAGAGCUCGAAAUAAAGACACGUAAAAAUGUCUUACCUUUACAAGAAUGCAUCAAAUAUUUAAAAGAAGGGAAAGUUAAAGAACUAACUGAUGAUGAAGUGUCAUCAUUAUCAAUUUCAGGUAAUUUGCCGCUCUAUGCAUUAGAGAAACAAUUAGGAGAUAACACCCGGGCUGUCGCUGUUCGUCGUAAAGCGAUUUCAAAGAUGGCAAAUGCACAAGCCUUGGAUACAUUACGUUUACCUUAUCAUAAUUAUGAUUAUGAUAGAGUUUUUGGUGCAUGCUGUGAAAAUGUUAUUGGUUAUAUGCCAUUACCUGUUGGGGUCGCAGGUCCUCUUAUUAUUGACGGAAAGCCAUAUCAUGUGCCAAUGGCUACUACUGAAGGAUGUUUGGUUGCAUCAACAAUGCGAGGAUGUAAGGCUAUAAAUGGUGGUGGUGGUGUUCAGACUGUUUUGACACAAGAUGGUAUGACAAGAGGCCCUUGUGUUUCUUUCCCCUCCUUAGCCAGAGCAGGUGGCGCAAAGAUAUGGUUAGAUUCAGAGGAGGGACAAAAGGUUAUUAAAAAGGCCUUUAAUUCAACUUCAAGAUUCGCCCGGUUGCAGCAUAUUCAGACCGCAUUAGCUGGGACACUAUUAUUUAUCCGAUUCAGAACUACAACGGGAGAUGCCAUGGGUAUGAAUAUGAUAUCAAAAGGUGUCGAGCACUCUCUUAAAUACAUGGUUGAGGAAUGUGGUUGGAGCGAUAUGCAAGUGAUAUCAGUAUCCGGUAAUUACUGUACUGACAAAAAACCGGCUGCUAUCAACUGGAUCGAAGGAAGAGGAAAGUCAGUCGUAGCAGAAGCAAGGAUUCCGGCUCUGGUCGUUCAAAAAGUCCUUAAAUCUGAUGUUAAUGCUUUGGUUGAAUUAAACAUUAGUAAGAACCUUGUUGGUUCGGCAAUGGCUGGGUCAGUUGGUGGCUUUAACGCCCAUGCUGCAAAUUUGGUCACUGCUGUUUUUCUUGCAUGUGGACAAGAUCCAGCUCAAAAUGUUGAGUCAUCGAAUUGUAUCACUUUAAUGAAUAAUGUAGAUGGUGAUUUGCAAAUUUCGGUUUCAAUGCCUUCAAUUGAGGUGGGCACUAUUGGGGGAGGCACCAUUUUGGAACCGCAAUCUGCUAUGCUUGAUUUGCUCGGUGUAAGGGGACCGCACCCAACACACCCAGGAGAAAAUGCUAGACAGUUGGCUAGGAUUGUGGCUUCUGCUGUUCUUGCUGCUGAGCUUUCUCUCUGUUCAGCCCUAGCUGCUGGACACUUGGUUCAAUCUCAUAUGCAGCAUAACCGUAAGGGUGCAACAAAUAUCCCAAAUGAAACAAGUGGUCUUAGCAAUCUGGCAGCACCAGCACCAAUUUCUAAUCCAGCUGAGCUAAAGAGAUUGAAGGAGGGCUCCGUUAAUUGUAUUAAGUCUUGA
Messenger RNA from Priceomyces carsonii, 3138 nucleotides. It is a transcript of the gene HMG1, whose product is annotated as hydroxymethylglutaryl-CoA reductase (NADPH). The transcript has a single exon. Gene Ontology annotation, molecular function: protein binding; hydroxymethylglutaryl-CoA reductase (NADPH) activity. The record is from RefSeq and is a predicted model, not a curated record. Lineage: Eukaryota; Fungi; Ascomycota; Pichiomycetes; Serinales; Debaryomycetaceae. Gene Ontology annotation, biological process: ergosterol biosynthetic process; coenzyme A metabolic process; isoprenoid biosynthetic process. Bases 1 to 3138 code for a protein of 1045 amino acids. Gene Ontology annotation, cellular component: endoplasmic reticulum membrane; peroxisomal membrane.